CACAAAAUUCAAAUGAAACACCGUUUAAAUUUUGUGAAUCUAAAUUCAAUAAUUAAUCGAGUAUACGAAUACUUAUAACAGCUAAAUCUUUAAUAAUGAGCAACGAAAAAUUGAGUAGAGAACAAGUGCCUCAAAAAUUUGCAGAAUGGCUUUUAGGAAUGGGAUGCCCGCCUGAAAAAGUUCCGAGUGUAGACAAAAUUUCAGAAAUAUGCCGGGGUCAAUAUUACAUGGUGUGGCGGAGUCUCAUGGAGCAUGUGGAACCGAAGGAUGUUGUUAAGCGGAAGAGACUUCAAGUGUUCUGUGAUGAUGUUCAAAAGUGGCAGAAGAAAAGUCCAUUCAAUGAGCGUGAUUCAAAUGUUAUUAUACCGGAGCCUAUAGCAUUGUGGCAACAACAAACAGAGCUGAAGGAUAAGGUCGCUGACAUGGAGACCAGAGUUGGCAGCGGACAGGAGAAGUUGAAACAACUCACUGACAAAAUAUCUAUGAAGUUAUCCCAACGCAACUUAUGUCGCGAGCGUAUUGAAGAUCUACAGCGUCGCGCGUGGCUUCUACAACAGGUGGCAGCUGACUUGAAGGCCAAGAAGCAGAAUUUGGAGGAAACCAGGACCAUUGCUGACUCACUUUGCUGCUUUGAUGAAGAUGGUGAUGUGCAGGGUAAAUUUGAUAAAUGUCUAUCCUUAAUCCGGAAACCGUCUUCGUCCGCGGCGUCCAACUCGCUGCUCGCCUCGAAUCCCGUCGCCAGCUCCUCAGUAGUGUCCACCAAUGGAGAUCAGGAUACUGAAGAUCAAGUGUACUCGCUGGUUAAAUCCCCCGGCUUCGCUCUCUGGCCGCUACUGUGCGAGUCGCGAGCGGGACUCGUGAGCAAACUGGCUGACACCGCUAGUGCUGGCAACACCGGCGUUGGAAUCACUCCACAAUCGGUCCUAGCGUAUACAGCGGCCUUACACAGCAGUCUUGCGCUUGAAGCCAUGAAACACAAGGUGCACAUCAAGCAGACCCAGAAACGAUUGGCGUCAGCGGUCAAUGAACUUAGUAGCUACCUAACAGGCGAGGCGUGUGAGCUGCUAGUGUUGCGGUGUGAACGCGCCCGUACGGCCGCUAGAGUAAACACAUUACGCGCGGCCCUCAACGAUAUUAAAACGAGAAGCGGCCAUUUUGAAAUCGCUGGCGAUACAGGGAUAGCGAACGUUGGAAGAAAUAUAGCAGCCGUGGAUAGGAAUAUUGAAAGCAAAAGGGACGAACUUAGGAGGCUGCUAACGAACUUGGCGGUCACCGAGAAGAAGAUCAUGAAUAUCAGAGAGUGCCUCGUUCACAUCUUCAGCGGCUUCCAGAAAGAUCUUCCCGUGCAGGAGAACGAGAGAUAUAGAGGCCACUUGGAGUUCCCGCAGGAGUCUAUAGCAACUCUCCGUCAGUUCUACGAGGAGAGAAAGGAGAAGAUGAGGAACAAAGUGGAGUUGAGUCUGGAUCUGGACGUGUCUGAAAACUGCUCGUUCGCAGACACUACAGAUAAUGCGAACCCAAGAUUCAUUGAUGAGUUGAAAAUAUAUUUGAAGAAAUUCUGUCUAGAGAAGAAUAGGAAACUUGUUUUAGAAAGCGGCGAAAAAAUUUGGAUAUCCGAGACUCUCCAAUCUUCGCACUCCCGCUUGCUCGGUAGAUGGCAGCACGCAGAACUCCCGCCGAUUGUCUGUCCGUCUGUCUGUCUGCACGCCUCUAUCUCCGGAAUUAUACAGCUGGUCAAUAGUAAAGAAACCAUGGAGGCGAUGGUCAAAGAGUUUGGAAAUGGAAGGAAAUUGGAGUUCGAUAUUGAUCUGUCACCGAAAAAGGCUGAAGAGGACCAAGUCACUGAUAGAAUCAAGAAGCGACUCAACGACAAUCUUAUCAGCUUACAGAAGACUGUAAAAACUCUGGAUUUGGGGCGGGAAAACCUCAAAUUCUGGGCUGACAACGAAAUGAAGAAAUACAUUUCUUCAAAUAGGAAAUUUGAUGGAAAAACUUAUAGAGAUUAUGAAGUUAUGUACAAGGAAACGUUGAAUGUUUGAUGUAUGAAGCCAAGUUUUGAUUUUCUUGUUAAAAUGAAACGACUCCCGUCUGACCUCCAUGACCAACGAGGUCAAGGAGGUCGUUUUAUGUCUUCUUAGCUGCCCAAUUUUGGAUCGUUUUUUGUAAUUUAAUAAGGAUUUCAGUCGACCAAAAGUUACGAAAUAUUUUUGUCUCAUACCGAAAUUUUGUAUAUUGAGAUACUGAA
Molecule: messenger RNA, 2245 nt
Organism: Amyelois transitella
Lineage: Eukaryota; Metazoa; Arthropoda; Insecta; Lepidoptera; Pyralidae
Exons: 13
Coding region: 96-2039 (647 amino acids)
Biological process (GO): spindle assembly
Cellular component (GO): HAUS complex
Source: RefSeq, a predicted model, not a curated record